AUGGUCGGCUUAUCAUUCAUCGAAAAAUUAUUAAAAUAUGACAAAAAUAAUCAAUUUAGAAUUGAAACUUUUUGCGAAGAACCUCUAGAAGAAGAGCGAAUGUUAAUACAGCCUAAAAGCUGGUAUUCAAAAAAUAACGUGAUCGUUCACACAAACGAAAAGGCGACCUAUAUAGACACUACUACAAGAUGUGUAAUCUCAGCAAAUGGAUUGUCCGUGCCUUACGACACGUGCAUUCUGGCCACAGGAUCUUAUGCUUUUGUACCGCCGAUCCCCGGUUCGGAUCGACCGGGUGUAUUUGUAUACCGUACCAUCGACGAUUUAAAUGAAAUCAUAAGCUACAGCAAAAAAUCGAAGCGUGGCGCCGUAAUCGGGGGUGGUUUACUUGGACUUGAAGCCGCCAAAGCUCUAGCGGAUUUGGGAGUGGAUGUCACGAUUAUUGAAAGGUCUCAAUUGUUGACAAGACAAUUGGAUUCUGUAGCUGGAAAAAUGCUUCAAAGUGAGAUCGAAAAGCUUGGAAUUAAAUGUUUAAUUGGCUCUCAACCAAGAGAGAUCAUCUCGGAUGAUGAAGGAAAGGUUUCGGGUGUUCGAUUUGAUGAUGAAACGAUUCAAUUGGAUAUAGUGAUCAUUGCAACGGGAAUUCGUCCGCGUGACGAACUUGCCAAAGCAUCGGGAAUUUCAACCCACGAACGUGGUGGCGUUUUUGUUGAUGACCGUUUACAAACUAGUGAUCCUAAUGUUUUUGCAAUUGGUGAAGUCGCUUUGUACGGUGGUAUGAUUUAUGGACUUGUUGCGCCCGGUUAUGAUAUGGCUGAUGUGGUUGCAAAAAACUUGACAGGCGAUGAUAAACGAUUCUUGGGAGGAGACAUGUCAAGUAAACUUAAACUUUUGGGAGUUCAUGUGGCCAGUUUUGGUGAUUAUUUCGCCAAUGAAGAUACGGCGAUGCCUCUGGUGUACAAUGAUCCCUUUGGUUCGGUUUAUAAAAAGCUUUUAUUCUCAAAAGAUGGCAAGUACUUGAUUGGUGGUAUCUUAGUCGGUGAUACUGACGAUUAUGCCAAACUUCACGCUCUUAUGAAAUCAAAGAAAGUUUUAACCACCCCUCCCGGUGAACUUAUCCUGGGUGUUAAAAAUGGACAGGCUCCAGGUGCAGAUGAACUCCCCGAUGAAGCUCAAGUUUGUUCGUGUAAUAAUGUGUCGAAAGGCCAAAUUCGAGAAGCGAUUCAAAACGAUGGAUGUUGUUCUAUGGGUCAAGUUAAAUCAUGUACAAAGGCCGGUACGGGCUGUGGUGGAUGUAUUCCAACUAUAACGGAAAUUUUCCAAGCUGAAAUGAAAGCGUUGGGUCACGUGAUGACCAACGCGCUUUGUCCACAUUUCAGCUUAUCUCGUUCUGAACUAUUCCAGGUCAUAAAGAUAAAGAAAUUGACAACCUUUAAAGAAAUCAUGGAAAAGGUCGGUAAAAAAGGAACUCAUGGAUGUGAAAUCUGUAAACCGGCUAUCGCUUCAAUUUUGGCUAGUUUAUGGAACGAUCAUGUCCUCGAUCAUGCCAAUCUACAAGAUACAAAUGACCGUUACCUUGCCAACAUUCAACGCGGGGGAUCAUAUUCUAUCGUUCCUAGAGUACCGGGAGGUGAAAUUCUUCCUAAAAAACUUGUCGUGCUCGGACAAGUUGCGGACAAAUAUGGGUUAUACACUAAAAUCACAGGUGGCCAAAGAAUUGAUCUUUUUGGUGCAAAAAAGCAAGAUUUACCCGUUAUAUGGGAAGAGCUUGUUAAAGCCGGAUUUGAAUCUGGUCACGCUUAUGGAAAAGCCCUGAGAACUGUAAAAUCUUGUGUGGGAAGUCAAUGGUGCCGGCAAAAUGAAUCUAACAUAAUAUUUGUUUUUCCAAUACAAAACAGAUAUGGUAUGGGUGACUCUGUCGGAUUUUCAAUUGCCAUUGAAGAUCGAUAUAAAGGAAUAAGAGCGCCACACAAGAUAAAAGCAGCAGUAUCGGGCUGCCUUAGGGAGUGUGCAGAGGCCCAGGGAAAAGACUUUGGUCUCAUCGCGACAGAAAAUGGUUAUAACCUUUAUGUCUGUGGAAAUGGUGGUUCCAAACCAAAACAUGCCGUGUUAUUGGCGAAGGAUAUCUCAGAAGAAACCGCGAUUAAAUAUAUAGAUAGAUUUUUAAUGUACUAUAUUUACACCGCCGACAGAUUGGCGCGUACAGCUCGAUGGUUGGAAAAGUUGGAAGGAGGAAUUGAAUACCUUAAAAAGGUUAUCAUCGAUGAUCAUCUCGGCAUAUGCGAGGAGUUAGAAAAAGAUAUGUCACGUUUGAUUUACACUUAUGAAUGCGAGUGGACCAAGGUAGUUAACGACCCAAAUAGACGUCAGGAUUUCGUUCAAUUUGUAAAUACGGAUGAAACCGUUGAUGAGAUUGAAUACAAGACCGAACGUGGUCAGAAAGUUCCAGCAGACUGGCCAAAAGAUUUCAAUGAUGGUGGCUUUGUUGUUCCCGAAAGAAAUUCGUUGAAUGAAAAAUCAUGGGUCAAAAUCUCUCCGGUAGAUGCCUUCCCAGUAGAAGCAGGUCAAGUUAUAAAAUACGGUGACACACAGAUCGCAAUAUUUAAUACACAUGAGAAAACACGUUGGUACGCAACUCAAAAUAUGUGUCCACAUAAACGAGCGUUCGUGUUAUCUCAAGGCUUGGUAGGAGAUGAUGAAAAUGGAGUGUUGAAAGUGAGUUGCCCAAUGCACAAGAAGAAUUUUGCAUUGGAUACAGGCGAAUGUAUAUCUGGUGACGCAGACCUUAAGCUCAUGACUUUCGAAAUUAGGGUACAGGAUGAUUAUGUUUGGUUAAAACUUCCAUCAACUCAAGAACUUGACAGGAUACUUGGAACGAGUAAAUGGAAGGUUACAAAGAAUGGUAAACCUGAAAAGAGCAGAUUUUUACAACGAUCGGCUAAAUCCAAAGUUGAAAUGUUGGGUACAAUAAAUAGUACUGAGUGUGGUAGCGUUGGGUGUGAUGAUAAGAAAUUAGACUGGUAA
Messenger RNA from Funneliformis caledonium, 3021 nucleotides. The record is from the annotation of a GenBank genome assembly. Lineage: Eukaryota; Fungi; Glomeromycota; Glomeromycetes; Glomerales; Glomeraceae.